Messenger RNA from Syzygium oleosum, 2135 nucleotides. RefSeq names its product protein ACCELERATED CELL DEATH 6-like. Lineage: Eukaryota; Viridiplantae; Streptophyta; Magnoliopsida; Myrtales; Myrtaceae. Gene Ontology annotation, cellular component: plasma membrane. Gene Ontology annotation, molecular function: protein phosphatase 1 binding; protein phosphatase regulator activity. The record is from RefSeq and is a predicted model, not a curated record. The transcript is spliced from 3 exons. The coding region runs from base 506 to 1723 and encodes 405 amino acids.
AGGUCGUCGAUGAUGAUCUGAACAAAAUUAUGGAUCAUGCCCUUUAUAAAGCCACGACAGAUGGGGAUGCCGACAAAUUCAUCGGUGCAUUAGAAGCUGUUUCUGAGUCGAUGAAACUAGCUUUGUCGCUAAUCUUUGAUCAAGUCACCCCCUCCGGGAAUUCAUUGCUUCAUGUAGCAGCGAGCUCUGGGAACGAUGAUGUCGUGGAGCUCAUUCUCACUCAUUUUCCUUACCUCGUGACCCGGAAAAACUCCUCGGAUGAUACUCCGCUCCAUGUCGCCGUUCAAGAUGAAAGGCUCAACGCGACAACAAAGCUGAUUAGCCGGAGAAGAGACUCGACAUUAAAUACUGGAAGAACAAGGAUAGUAAAUCUCCGUUGUAUCUGGCAGUCGAAAACUGCAAGUCGUCGGAUGCGAAAGAUCGCAGGGGGGCGCGCUGGGAGAUUCUUCAGCUUCUCUUGAAAGAAUCUGCCCGAGAUGAAGAUUACGCAGUCAAGAUACAGGGCAUGUCCCCAAUUUUGGCCACACUCGAGGACUGGUUUUCAGAUGAUAUAUUGAGAGAAAUUGUUGAUCGGCUUCCGAAGUUACUUCACAUGCGCGAUGAAAACGGGGGGACACCGCUGCACUCUGCAGCAUCGUUUGGAGAUUUUGUGGCAGUGGACCUCCUGCUGGAGAAAUGCCCUAAUCUCGCCCUUCAAACGGAUAAAAACGGCUCCUACCCGAUUCACAUCGCUUGCGAACACAGCUUCUUCAUUGUCGACAAGUUACUAGAUUGCACGUGGCCCGACCUGGUAGAGAUAAAAAACAAUAAGGGUCAGAAUAUUCUUCACGUUGCAGCCAAGGCCGGGAACACCGGCGCGGUCUUCGACAUAAGCGACCAUUGCAAGGAGGCCGUCAUCAAGAAGCUGGCGAAUUCGAAAGAUGUCGAUGGAAACACGCCCCUCCAUUUGGCAUCGAUGCACAACCAUUGCCCAAUUAUGCUCUAUUUGACGAGGGAUGAAAGAACUGACUUGAGGCUUCUGAACAACGACAAGUUGACCGCACUGGAUGCGGCCAUGCAAUCUGGAAGCUUGUCGACGAAAUAUUCAGCGUUACUAGGGCGUGCAAUUUUGAUUACCGCGGGUGUACCGCAAAGCAAAGGCCGAGAUGUUCGGUCAUCAGGAGAACAGGCCCAAUGGAUGAAGGACCAGGUCCACACUCGAUUGCUAGUGGCCACCCUUGUGGCCACCGUCACAUUCGCCGCCGGCUUCACCUUGCCCGGUGGAUAUAAUCAAUCUAGUGAUCCCCGCCCAGGAACGGCGACCAUGCUGCACAACAGAGUGUUUCAGGUUUUCGUAAUUUCCAACAUGUUAGCCAUGUACAGCUCCAUUCUUGCGGUCGUAGUCCUCCUCUGGGGUCAUAUCAGUGAUUUCUACAUAGCAGAACAAGCUUACCUCACAGCAGGGCCAUUAUUGUUGAUGUCUCUCACCGGCAUGUCAGUGGCAUUUUUGGCAGGCGUAAUUGUAGCAGUGAGCAAACUUGCUUGGCUCGCUUUCCUUGUUCUGUCCACCGCAGUCUUUUUCCUCGUGAUGCUCAUAAUGGUUUUAACAGCCUUGAUAUUCCCAUUCUCCAAGACUGCUAUGCAUGUUGUGUCCCUUUACUAUAUGCUUGUAGCCAUACCGGGAUAUGUGGUACGGCGUUUAAGAUACAAGAAGCGGGCGGCUUGGAUGUAUCUCAUAAUUUAAAUUACGGAUAAUUAUUGGAUUUUUUUCUUUUUCUUUUCUGUUGAGCAAUACCUUGUAUAUACUUUUGCAGUGUACAGUGGGUAAUACAAGUUAACUACGAAUUCUCUCACUAACAAGUCCGAAUCCUAGUCGAGGCAUCCUAGAUAGGGGCCAAAGAAGAAGCAUAGCUAGGAACUACCCGCAAUGAAGAAGUCCAAAAGCCAUUGCCGAUAUCAAUGUCCGUUUAUCUAUUUGUAGAUCCUAUACUUGCGGAGGGCGGAGGUCAAGACAAUUUCAGUUGAUUCACCUGCAUAAAUUGCAUCAGGUCCAUCUUAAUUUUGUGGGAGUGGGCAAAAAAAACGUGGCUGUUUUCAGUUGAAAAGUAUCCAGCACUUGCUGGUCAGGGCGUUUUUUCUUGCCAUACUUGUGUCAA